Messenger RNA from Yamadazyma jaroonii, 615 nucleotides. The record is from the annotation of a GenBank genome assembly. Lineage: Eukaryota; Fungi; Ascomycota; Pichiomycetes; Serinales; Debaryomycetaceae.
AUGGAAUCUUCAACCAUCCUAUUCAUCAUCACUUUGGUGACUUUAUUCAUCUUCCUCAGCUGGUUGAUCACCCCCAUCCCUCAAGAAGUCCCGUAUGAAGUGGAACAAAUCACCAGCCAGAAUCAAUCACGUCCUGUGCCCAUCAACACAACCAGCAACUCCUCCAGUGGUAACUCCAUAACCAGUGGCGUUAGACCCAGAAAUACCUCCAGAGAGAUCACCCCAGCAAUGAUAGAAAUCGUCCAGUCCAUUGGUCCACAAUUAACUGAAUCACAAAUCCGUUUGGACCUUCAGAGAUCGGGUUCGGUGGAAGCAACUGUAAAUAAUUAUAUGGAAAACGGUACUUUACCCUUCCCUGAAGGUGAAACCGCUCCCCAACAAACCGCCCCCACCCAUAACAUCCCUCCUUCCACAGUUUCACUUAACUUACUUGAAAAAUACGGAUUAACUGAAGAUGAAGCCGUUGAAGGCACUCCUGAAGAACUCAAAGGUAAAUGGGGAGCCUCUAAAGAAGAGAGGUCAACAUUUUUGGAGAAGAAGAGAAAGGAAAUGAUUCUUAAUGCUAGAAAAAGAUUGGCUAGUCAAUUGUCUAAUGAAAAACCUAAUGUUUUAUAG